Messenger RNA from Dryobates pubescens (Downy woodpecker), 2003 nucleotides. RefSeq names its product regulatory factor X5 (gene RFX5). The transcript has 10 exons. Gene Ontology annotation, molecular function: RNA polymerase II cis-regulatory region sequence-specific DNA binding; DNA-binding transcription factor activity, RNA polymerase II-specific. The coding region runs from base 124 to 1968 and encodes 614 amino acids. The record is from RefSeq and is a predicted model, not a curated record. Lineage: Eukaryota; Metazoa; Chordata; Aves; Piciformes; Picidae. Gene Ontology annotation, biological process: regulation of transcription by RNA polymerase II.
CAGCCCCGAACCGAACCGACCCCGUCCGAGCAGACCCGAACCGGCCCGGCCCCGUCCGAGCACACCCGGCGGGCAUGAGGCGAGCCGCGCCCCGGCUGUAGCCGGCCGCAGGACCCCAAUGUCAUGGCUGAUGAGGAGCUGAGCUCCCACGCCGCCAAGAAGGGAAGUCUGUCCCCCAGCAGCUGCCGGGGCAGCGCGGCCGAGCCGAGCACGCUGCUGCAGGAGCUCAGGAGCAGCAUCUCCAAAUCUGUGCAGAACAAGGUCGACUCCAUCCUGCAAGAUGUCCAGAAGUUCUCGGACAACGACAAGCUCUACCUCUACCUCCAGCUGCCAUCAGGACCAAGCCUGGGGGAGAAGAGCAGCAGCAGCAGCCUGGACCUGAGCUCACUGAGCACAGCUGAGUACAUGCAUGCCUGCAACUGGAUCCGGAACCACCUGGAGGAGCACACAGACACCUGCCUGCCCAAGCAGGACGUCUACGACGCCUACAAGCGAUACUGCGACAACCUCUGCUGCCGCCCGCUGAGCGCCGCCAACUUCGGCAAGAUCAUCAGGGAGAUCUUCCCCAACAUCAAAGCUCGGCGCCUGGGGGGCCGAGGGCAGUCCAAAUACUGCUACAGCGGGAUACGGAGGAAGACGGUGGUCAGCCUGCCACCCCUGCCCAGCCUGGACCUCAAAGUGACUGAGACUCAGUCGGAGCUGGCAGAGCUGGUGCAGUCCUACAGCAGCGAGGUGAUGGAGGCAGCCUGCGCCCUGACCUGCGACUGGGCCGAGAAGAUCCUCAAGCGCUCCUUCAACAACAUCGUGGAGGUGGCUCAGUUCCUCAUCCAGCAGCACAUCAUCAGCUCCCGCUCGGCCCACGCCGACCUGGUCAUGGCCAUGGUGGUCUCAGAGAGCACUGAGAAGAUCCCUCGUGAGAGUCGGGCGCCAUCGGCCGCGAAGAAGAACGGCCUGGAUGCGCCUGAGGGCCAGGGCCAGACCAAGAAGGACAGCAGCCCCAAGCCCCCCAUCCCACCUCGUCCUGAGAAGAAGAAGCCUCCGGAGCCCCCCAAGGCUGCCAGCAGCCCCCAGGUGAAUGCCCUGGUCGCCCGCCUGCCCCUGCUCCUGCCCCGCAUCCCACCGGUGGAGCGACCCAUGGCGCCCGGUGCCACCACCAUCCGCUCCUCCCCUCCCGUCCUGGCACCCAAAAUCACGGCUACCCCCCUGGGGGGCACGGUCAAGGUGGCCCUGCCGCUGCCGGUGGGCACAGCGUCCCCCUCCAUGCCCCUCGGGCUGGCCCCGGGGGCCAACGGGCCGGCAGGGCUGCUGAGCCAGCAAGCAGCUGUGCCAGUCCUCAACGUGCUGCUGCCUGGCGUCGGCGUCCCCGGCACGGCCGAGAGUCCUGCCAACCCCCGGAGCGCGGGGGGCAGCGGCGAGGGUCCCGGUCCCCAGGACUUGCAGCGCCCCAAGGCCUCCAAGCGUCCCCCGGAGCCGGCCGGGGACGGCCUGCAGAAGCGCAGGCGCGGGCGGCCGCGGAAGAGGCCGGAGGAAGGGGGCGCAGCGUCCCCCCCGGAGCUUUGCCGCGGGCUCGGUGCCGACGGCGGUGGCGCUCCCGGCGGUGGCGGUGCCGCCGGCCCCCUCGGGGACGGUCCGGCCGGGAAGUGCCUGCCCACCCACGUCAGCGUCAUCCAGGACGGCAGGGUCAGUGCCAAGGCCAGCCGGGAGCUGGCACUGGAGAAGCUGUCGGCAGCACAGAGGAGCCCGGCCGAGGCCAGGUCCACCCUGGGCGACGCUGCAGGUGGCCCCCGGGACGGAGGGGACCCCUCCGCUGCCCACUGUGAUGGACAGACACAGGCAGGAACCUGCCCUGCCGCUGCCACCUCCCAACCCUUGGACACGGCUCCCUGUGCCCCUCCAUCCCCCCGUGCCCCCACGUCCCAGGGGGCUCUGCCAGGGCAGGUGGGGCUCAGUGCCCACCGUGGCACUUAGGGGCCAUGCCCUGACCCCCUGACUUCCCCUCUGGC